AUGGCACGCCGUUCCCUGCUUGGUGUCAUCUUUCUUGGCCUUUUGGCGACCUUAUCUCAAGCCAAUCUUCUAGGUGAUGCUCACCUUUUCAAAAGAUAUUCCCAGGUGUAUGUUAUGCCACCAGUUUCCACUCAUUCGGCCAACGAUGUUCUUUCAGGUCAUCGCAAUGCCACCAGAACUUCCAUUCGCAGUCUCCUCCCAGCCUCAACACUUGGAAUGGGCUAUGGUACUUCGCUUAGCUCAACGUCUCUAUUCGAGAGUACUGGGCUCGAGACUGAAACCAAGACCAAUGUUUACAUUGAUCAUGGCACUUCCGAAGUUCUCAGCCAAACAACCGAGAGCAUCUCUGACCCCGUGUCAGGUGACCAGGGCAUUUCUACCACUUCCAUUGAGGUCGACUGGACGGGAUUGCUUCCCGUUACUCCUUCCACCCGGCAAUCCUUCUUCAAAACGACGCUUCCGUUGACGGGGCAAGACCCGGCUGCCACCGACCCUGCCACUGGCAUCACGCCACAUCCUAACACAUCCUACGAUACUAGUAGUAACAGGGCUACUGAACCCACUACUACAGACAUGUUGCUUCAAAUAACUUCAGUUGCUAAUUCGGACACCUCUGUCGCGCUUCCUGGAAACUCUGAAACUUCCAGAAGUGGAUUUGAGUCCAAAGAACUCGGUACCGCUGAUGAGACGACAAUGUUUCCAAGCGAAACUUCGCAGGCUUUCCAGGACUCAACAAGCCGACUUUUCACGACGCUGCCAGACCAAACAAGUGGUAUAUGGGACUCAACAACUACUACGAUUCAAUCCGAUGAUGAGCUGGAUAGUACAAGCCCGUCCUCUGAAGCCCUGACUGUAUCUGAUGGAGCUUCUCGGGCCCUUGAAAGCUCGCAGCCAACCAUGGAAUCCGGCACGAUCGAAUUGGAAAGUUCAACGACACUGUCAGGCUCGGCAAAUAGCUCUCCGCCCUCGACUACACUUGAUAAAACCGAGCCAGUCACAAAGUCCAACACCAAGUCCUUAACUAGUGAAAAGACACCAGAGGCCACCAAUCUACCCAUAGCGACGGGCAGCGUGGCCUCCUCAACGAUGACAUCGGAAGAUGGUAUCGUCACAGGGACAGAUGGUACGGUGGCAACAUAUGUUCCAGAGCAGAAUAAAGACUACAUCUCAUCCACUGGCACGACUACCACCACAGAUGACAAUGGAGCCGCCAUUGUUAUCUUUCCAUUUGGGUGGUUUUGGAAGCUGCAGGAUGGUAGGGGAGGUGGUGCCGUAGUAAGGCCUCCUGCCCCGACUGCUAACCCUGUCCCGGAAAAUGAACCUGGGGACAAGAACGAAGACGACGGUGAUGACGAAGACGACUCAACUAAGGAAGAAGACAGGUCUACGGUCCAAUCUACGGUACUUUCAACCACUCCAGAGCCAACCUCAGCCACCACCAGCACCUACGAGCAAACAACUUCAGAGGAAUGUACAGCUGCAACACAGCCAGACUGCACAAAGACCAUCUCAUACAUGACUUCGGACGGAACCCAAAUCAUGACCGAAUUUGGCAAUUGUCCAACAAUCAUCAGCUGUGCUACGAAGACUCAGGCCACGGAAACCCUGACUUUGACAUCGGAGUUUAUCUGGGCUGGCGUUCCCAACACCAAUCCCGCCAUUGUCAUUCCAGAGGAUGCUUACACCGCUGAUGUUGAUCCAAAGAUAGUCGCAGCUCUGGAAGCACAAUGGGCAGAGAUCUUUGAUGACGAUGAUGGUUGGAAUGAUACUGAGACGUCCACUGUUUCUGGUUCUACAACGGUGGACGAGUCAACCAUGACUGGUCCGACCGAUACAGAAGCAGUCUCUACCGUCACCUCCGAAUCUUCUACGACUGCACACAAUAGCAGUUUAACUUCGAAUACAGAAGCAACUGCUUCUUUCACAACAGCCUCCGAUACAUACUCAGUCACCACAGCCCCCAGCACGUUGAUCACCAAGACCAGAGGUACUGGUAAUACAACUGACAUGCCAGCAUCUACAGAUCAAGAAGCGACUCGCACCUACUAUCCAUGCGUCAUCCAUGGCGGCCCUGCGGUUGAGACGCCAUAUUGUCAAUGCUCAACUACAGUUAGCGGUGAGGGAUACUACGCAACGACUACCUUGGUUGACGACCAGUGUGUCGCAUACACAGAGUUUCCAUCGCAAAUCACUGCGGCACCUGAGACUGGUCCCAUCACGGAUGAGCCUAUUCAGCAACCCAUCACGACCACUACAGAUGGUACGGUCUUGGUCUGGUCAGCUUAUGUGCUCGAUUAUAUCAACAUCCCAGGCAUCACAAAGAUCACCCAGUCAGUGGGUGUAGGUGAACCUUCAACAGUGUCCACUCCAUUGCCGAGUCAGACUGCUGUUGAUAACGAUGGUGGUGGACAAUGCGGCACCGGCGAUGGUCUAUCUAAGAAGGGGCUUCGUGAGGCUUGCGACAGAGCGAUCGAUAAGUAUGAGGAUGACACCAUAUAUAGCGACUAUACUUCUCGCUACAGCCGUUCGACCAAAGGUAUCCUUGUAGCGGCAUCCGUUGGCCAAGCUGCAUGCAUUGCCAAAUUUCAGUGCGACGAUUACGGUAUUGGCAAGAAAGGUUCUGACAUCGAAGAAGCUCGUGAGAGUGCUAAGGAGAAUGACGGUGUUGAUAUCUGUGGACAUGUACGCCUUUCCAACUCAUGUACUAUCAUUAUGGACUACUGUACCAACUGCAAAACUCGAGGCUAG
Messenger RNA from Fusarium fujikuroi IMI 58289, 2748 nucleotides. RefSeq lists its product as uncharacterized. Lineage: Eukaryota; Fungi; Ascomycota; Sordariomycetes; Hypocreales; Nectriaceae. The record is from RefSeq and is a predicted model, not a curated record. The transcript is spliced from 3 exons. The coding region runs from base 1 to 2748 and encodes 915 amino acids.